AUGGUGGAUGGGGGGGGGUACACCAAGCCGCCCUGCGAACAGUGCGGGGAGAAAAAUGUCUGCAUGAUGAAACCCUCCAACCGGAAAAAACUCUGCAGGGACUGCUUCACCGAGGGCUUCGAAGAAGACGUACACGCUACAAUUGUAAAGAAAAACAUGUUUCAUGAAAAGGACAAAAUUUGCAUUGCCGUGUCGGGUGGCAAGGACUCUAGCGUGUUAGCACAUGUUCUUGUUCACAUAAAAAAAAAGUACAACUACAAGUGGGAUCUAUUCCUGUUGGCCAUCGAUGAGGGCAUAAAAGGUUACCGUGAUGAUUCGCUAAAAAUUGUAUAUAUGUUGCGGGAGAAGUACAAUUUACCCCUUAAGGUGUUAAAGUUCGAGGAUAUUUUCACCUACACCAUGGACACCGUUGUUAGUUUUAUCGGGAAAAAGAACAACUGCACCGUUUGCGGUGUUUUUCGGAGACAGGCAAUGGAGAGGGGUGCACUACUAUUUAAUGCCACCAAGCUGGUGACGGGGCAUAAUGCAGACGACUUGGCAGAGACGAUUCUUAUGAACAUGUGCAGGGGCGACCUGGAGAAACUGGCCAAGGGGGUGGACACGAUGUCGGAAAUGAAGAUAGAAAUAUCACAAGUGGAAAAGGAAAAGGGGGGGUCAUGCUGCGGCGGCGAGUGCACGCGGGGAGAAGCCUCAAUAGAACGUGGAACGGACAAUCCAGAUGCCCUAAUAGAAGCUUCACCUGCCACCCAUGUGGAGUUGGCCCCACCGGAAGAGGAACAUCCGUUUUUCCUGCCCCGACUGAAGCCCCUCAUGUGGUGUUAUGAAAAGGAAAUCGUCCUAUACGCAUUUUACAAAAAGCUGGACUACUUCAGCACGGAGUGCACCUACUCCCCCAACUCAUUCCGCGGAAACUUACGGAGCUUCAUAAAAGACCUAGAAAUGAUUAACCCGCAGUUCAUACUUAACAUAAUUCACUCGUCUGAAUUUUUUUAUCACAACAGCAGCAGGAGGAAGGUGCUUCAGGUGUGCGAGCGCUGUGGAGUGUACACGUCCAACCCGGUCUGCAAAGCUUGCCUCAUCGUGGAGGGGCUGCGAAAUUAUAAAGACAACUCUUUUCUGUACGCCAAUACGAAGAAGAAGAAGAAUGGGGAGAGGCGCCGCAUCCCCAUACAGUACGACCCGGGGGUAGCUGCGCAAAAUGCCAAGCGUGAUAACAAUGCCAAUGUAGGGCCGGGUGCGGAAGCUUCUGCUUAA
This is a messenger RNA of Plasmodium coatneyi, 1254 nucleotides long. RefSeq names its product Cytoplasmic tRNA 2-thiolation protein 1. Gene Ontology annotation, molecular function: tRNA binding. Gene Ontology annotation, cellular component: cytosolic tRNA wobble base thiouridylase complex; mitochondrion. Lineage: Eukaryota; Apicomplexa; Aconoidasida; Haemosporida; Plasmodiidae. Gene Ontology annotation, biological process: tRNA wobble position uridine thiolation. The coding region runs from base 1 to 1254 and encodes 417 amino acids. The record is from RefSeq and is a predicted model, not a curated record. The transcript has a single exon.